AUGUCACAAUCACUACGUCCAUAUCUCACAGCUGUACGCCACUCUUUACAAGCAGCUUUGAAUCUUUCCAAUUUCUCCUCACAAGUUGUAGAGAGGCACAAUCGUCCCGAGGUUGAGGUACCCAAUGCUAGCGCUGAGCUGCUGCUGCAGCCAAUGCACAUAUCACGUAACGAGCAUGAACAAGUGCUCAUUGAGCCAAGUGUGAAUUCGGUGCGUGUGAGUAUCAAGGUAAAGCAAGCAGAUGAAAUUGAACAGAUUCUUGUCCACAAGUUUACGCGGUUUCUCGAGCAGCGCGCAGAAUCGUUUUACGUGUUGAGACGGGUGGCCAUCCCAGGUUUUAGCAUUUCCUUUUUGAUUACCAACAUGCAUACGGAAACCAUGAACACUGAAAAACUGGUCGACUUUAUUAUCGAGUUCAUGGAAGAGGUUGACAAAGAAAUCAGUGAAAUGAAGCUUUUCCUCAACGCCAGAGCUCGUUUCGUGGCCGAAGCAUAUCUUGGUGAAUUUGUUUACUGA
Messenger RNA from Lachancea fermentati, 516 nucleotides. Lineage: Eukaryota; Fungi; Ascomycota; Saccharomycetes; Saccharomycetales; Saccharomycetaceae. The record is from the annotation of a GenBank genome assembly.